Parnassius mnemosyne (clouded apollo) is the source of this 507-nucleotide messenger RNA. The record is from the annotation of a GenBank genome assembly. Lineage: Eukaryota; Metazoa; Arthropoda; Insecta; Lepidoptera; Papilionidae.
AUGUCAGAGCCACAGUCUUCGCUUUUAUUAAAAAAGCAACUAGCAGAAUUAAAUAAGAAUCCAGUGGAAGGCUUUUCUGCUGGAUUAAUAGACGACAAUGAUAUUUACAGAUGGGAAGUUCUCAUUAUUGGGCCUCCAGACACAUUAUAUGAAGGUGGAUUUUUCAAAGCACACUUACAUUUUCCAAAAGAGUAUCCUUUGAGGCCACCACGAAUGAAAUUUGUUACAGAAAUUUGGCAUCCAAACAUUGAAAAGAAUGGUGAUGUAUGUAUAUCAAUAUUGCAUGAGCCAGGAGAUGACAAAUGGGGUUAUGAAAAAGCAUCUGAGAGAUGGCUGCCAGUUCACACUGUGGAAACAAUACUUAUUAGUGUGAUUUCUAUGUUAGCUGAUCCUAAUGACGAGAGUCCUGCUAAUGUUGAUGCUGCAAAAGAAUGGAGAGAGCGAUAUUCGGAUUUCAAAAAGAAAGUUGCCAGAUGUGUUAGGAAAAGUCAAGAAGAUUGCUUUUAG